This is a messenger RNA of Odocoileus virginianus texanus, 2105 nucleotides long. The record is from RefSeq and is a predicted model, not a curated record. NCBI's taxonomy places the organism in Eukaryota, Metazoa, Chordata, Mammalia, Artiodactyla, Cervidae.
UCUCCUUCGUCCCUUCUUGGGGUCGCUCGAACCCCUGAUCUGCUGCUCCCCUCUCUCUCCCGGUCUCCUGCUACGGUCCUGACCCUCGCCGUUGGGACUACAGACCUACCUACCUCGGGCGGGAACUAAGUUCGUGGCGUGGGAGCUGGAGUCGUCGGAGUCGUGGAGCUUUGGAGGGGAUUGGAUAGAUUACUUUUCUGGGCGUGAAUUUCCUCAGAGAUAAAAUGGAACGGAUAAUAACUACCUCACAGGUUAUUGGAAGGCUUAAGUGAGGUCUUCUCUGCUGGUGGAAAUGUCUAUGAUUUUAUCUGCCUCAGUCAUUCGUGUCAGAGAUGGACUGCCACUUUCUGCUUCUACUGACUAUGAACAAGGCACAGGCAUGCAGGAGUGCAGAAAGUAUUUUAAAGUGCUCUCAAGAAAACUGGCUCAGCUUCCUGAUAGAUGUACACUGAAAACUGGACGUUAUAAUAUUAAUUUUAUUAGCUCUAUGGGAGUGAGCUACAUGAUGUUGUGCACUGAAAAUUACCCAAAUGUUCUGGCCUUCUCUUUCCUGGAUGAGCUUCAGAAGGAGUUCAUUACUACUUAUAACAUGAUGAAGACAAAUACUGCUGUCAGACCGUACUGUUUCAUUGAAUUUGAUAACUUCAUUCAGAGGACCAAGCAGCGAUAUAAUAAUCCCAGGUCUCUUUCAACAAAGAUAAAUCUGUCUGACAUGCAGAUGGAAAUCAAACUGAGGCCCCCUUAUCAAAUUUCCAUGGGUGAGCUGGGGUCAGCCAAUGGAGUCACAUCCGCAUUUUCUGUUGACUAUAAAGGUGCUGGUAAGAUUUCUUCUGCUCAUCAGAGACUGGAACCAGCAACUCUUUCAGGGAUUGUGGCAUUUAUCCUUAGUCUUUUAUGUGCUGCUCUGAAUUUAAUUCGAGGCUUUCAUGCCAUAGAAAGUCUCCUGCAGAGUGAUGGUGAGGACUUUAAUUACAUCGUUGCGUUUUUUCUUGGAACAGCAGCCUGCCUUUACCAGUGUUAUUUACUUGUCUACUAUACCAGCUGGCGGAAUGUCAAAUCUUUUUUGACUUUUGGUUUAAUUUGUCUAUGCAACAUGUAUCUCUAUGAACUGCGCAAUCUCUGGCAGCUUUUUUUUCACGUGACUGUGGGAGCAUUUGUUACACUACAGAUCUGGCUAAGGCAAGCCCAGGGCAAAGCUCCUGAUUAUGAUGUCUGACACCAUCCUUCAGACAUAUUGCCUUUCCUUAAGGAGGAAAAGGAAGGACACCACCACUGUGAUGAAGAAACUGUUGACCACAGAUGAGAAGCUCCGCUUUCUUUCUCUGCAGCUGUCCUUUUUAAGUCAGCCUAGCAUGCCUGUGAGCAUGCAAUACCUGGUAGGCAAACUCUUCUCAACAGACUGUUGUCUAUGAUUAUCAUUCAGAAGAAGAUAAGGAGACCUCUCUACAGGGCAAUGGCAGUGGAAGAACAGUCAGAUGCCAUUGGAAGACUUGGCCAGCAGCUCUGAAUCAUGGCUGGAGAAUUCAGUCAAAAAGUGUGUGUGGUACUUGCUCUGAGAACCAAGCAGGAACUCUACAACCCCGGUUUGCCUUUGUAAGGCAUUAGUAUAGACCAAAUAAAAGAUGCUGCAAUGAAUUGGAAAGUUUAUGUGUAAAACAAAUGACUUACUAAAUAUUAGAUCAUUUGCACAUUUGUUGUACCAUGAGUUUAUGAAGUUCAGAUUGGUAUGGAGUGGGUUCUUUUUCCUUUUAUAUUUUUGCUUGAAUCUUAACUCUGGAAAUCACCUGAUGUAGGAGAAGGCUGUGGUGAGUUCAUCCCUGGAGUGUCAUAAGUAUUGAAAACACAGUGACACAUGUUUCUUUCCUAGACCGCAUUUAUACCUUCUUUUGAAAUUACUUUUUAAAAAUAUGUCAUUAGGCUAUAGCCGUUAUUUGCCAAACUUCAAUCACUUAAGUGUUUCAUAUACUAUUAUUUACUUAAUAUUUAUCUUUUAAAUUUUAAAAUAUUUUAAAAAGAAACUAACCUCUACUCCAAGUGAAAAACCAGCAUCAGUUUGCCAUUAAAAAAGAGAACUACAAAAUAAAUUAAAAAUAAAACAGGAUGUU